AUGGGUGUCGAGGAGAAGCCCAUCCCCGAGCCUUGGGGCCUCCCCUUCCUGGGCCACAUCGCAGAGUUCAGCCCGGAGAACCCUCUCCAGGACAUCUUUCGUUUGGCGGACACAUUCGGUGAAAUCUACAGGUUACGCAUCCCCGGUGGGAAGACCAUGGUCUUCGUCUCCACCAAUGCCCUCGUCAACGAGGUGUGCGACGAGACACGCUUCCAAAAGACUCUCAACAACGCCCUCGGUGAAGUGAGAAACGUCGCAAGGGACGGGCUCUUCACCGCCAAACCCGACGAAGAGCCCAACUGGGGCAUCGCCCACCGCAUCCUCAUCCCCGCCUUCGGCCCCGUCACCAUCCGCGGCAUGUUUGACGAGAUGCACGACAUCGCCACCCAGAUGGCCAUGAAGUGGGCCCGCCACGGCGCCAACACCCGCAUCAUGGUCACCGAGGACUUCACCCGCCUCACCCUCGACACCAUCGCCCUCUGCUCCAUGGGCUUCCGCUUCAACUCGUACUACCGCGAGGAGCUGCACCCCUUCAUCACCGCCAUGGGCGACGCCCUCGUCGAGUGCGGCAACAGGGACCGGAGGCCCGCCUUCGCAAACUACUUCCUCCGCCGCGCCGAGAACAAGUUCUUCGCCGACAUCGAGCUGCUCCGCAAGACCGCCGCCGAGGUCCUGCAGUCGCGCAAGGAGAACCCGUCCGACAGGCGGGACCUGCUGAGCGCCAUGUUGAACGGCGUCGAUCCGAAGACGGGGAAGAAGAUGACGGACGAGAGUAUCAUCGAUAACUUGAUCACGUUCCUUAUCGCCGGCCAUGAGACGACUUCCGGGCUGUUGUCGUUUGCGUUUCACAAUCUGCUGAAGAAGCCGGCUGCGUAUAGGAAGGCUCAGCAGGAGGUUGAUGAGGUUGUCGGAACAGGCCCCAUCACCAUCGACCAUAUGUCUAAGCUGCCCUAUCUGACCGCUGUUCUCCGAGAGACUCUGCGACUCUCAGCAACAAUCCCCGCCUUCGGCGUCGAGGCUAAGGAAGACACCCUCUUGGCAGGCAAGUACGCUGUGAAAAAGGGCGAACCCCUCGGCGUCCUCCUCGGCCGCUCACAUCUCGACCCCAUCGUCUACGGCGACACGGCCAACGAGUUCGACCCACAACGCAUGCUCGACGAGAACUUUGAGCGUCUGCAGAAGGAGUUCCCCAACUCGUGGAAACCCUUCGGCAACGGCAUGAGGGCCUGCAUCGGCCGCCCGUUCGCGUGGCAGGAAGCCCUGCUCGCGACGGCCAUGCUCCUGCAGAACUUCAACUUCACGAUGGACGACCCCGACUACCAGCUCAAGAUCCACGAGACGCUGACCAUCAAGCCGAGCGGCUUCUACAUGCGCGCCACCCUCAGGCACGGCAUGUCGCCCACGGAGCUGGAGCACAGGCUCUCCGGCAGGGCGCAGCCGCACGAAAAGUCUUCGUCGUCGAGGACGGCCGCGCAGACGAACGGCCACCACACCGACACCAACGGCCACAAAUCAUCCCAAGGCGGCAAGCCCCUGAGCAUCUACUACGGCUCCAACAGCGGCACCUGCGAAGCCCUCGCCCAACGCCUCGCCACCGACGCCGCCUCCCACGGCUUCGCGCCCACCGUCGUCGACCCCCUCGACGCCGCCCGCGAGAACCUCCCCAAGGACCACCCCGUCGUCAUCGUCACCGCCUCCUACGAGGGCCAACCCCCCGACAACGCCGCCCACUUCGUCGCCUGGCUCGAGUCCCUCAAGGCGGGCGACGAGCUGCAGGGCGUCUCCUACGCCGUCUUCGGCUGCGGCCACCACGACUGGGUCCAGACCUUCCACCGCAUCCCCAAUCUCGUCGACGACGCCCUUGAGAAGCACGGCGCUCAACGCCUCGUCGAAAUUGGCCUCACCGACGCCGCCGAGCGCGACAUGUUCAGCGACUUCGAGGUCUGGGAGGACGACGUCCUCUGGCCCGCGCUGGUGGAAAAGUACGGCGGCAAUGCCGGCGCUCCGGACCAGCUGAACGGCGACGCCUCCUCCGGGCUGACCGUGCAGGUUACAAACCCGCGCACCUCCGCCCUCCGCCAGGACGUCCGAGAGGCCGUCGUCGCAGACGAGAGGAUCCUGACGUCGUCUUCGUCGGACGAAGGUUCGCAGAAGAAGCACAUGGACGUCCAACUCCCCCCCGGCGUGAGCUACCGCGCGGGCGACUACCUCGCCGUGCUGCCCCUGAACCCGAGACCCAGCGUCGAGAGGGUCUUCCGGCGGUUCCGGCUCGCAUGGGACGCGUGCCUGACCAUCUCGGGCGACAAGAGGACUUCCUUGCCCGUGGACCGGCCCCUUUCGGCGGUCGACGUGCUCAGCGCCUACGUCGAACUCGCGCAGCCCGCGACCAAGAGGAACGUCUUGGCCCUGGCGGAGGCCGCGGGUGAUGGUGGCGCCGCGGCGCGGGAGUUGGAGAGGCUUGCCGGCGACGAGCAUUACCACGAGCAAGUCACGUUGAAGAGGGUCACCGUGCUGGAUCUGCUGGAGAGGUUUCCCGAGAUCGAGCUGCCUUUCGGGGCGUUCUUGGGGAUGUUGCCGCCCAUGCGCGUGAGGCAGUACUCCAUCUCAUCAUCCCCGCUCCGGAACCCGUCCCAAGCGACGCUAACCUACUCCCUCCUCGACGCGCCCUCCCACUCCGGCUCCGGCCGCCACAUCGGCGUCGCGACGAGCUACCUCGCGGGCCUGAAGAAGGGCGACAAACUCCACGUCGCCGUACGUCCCUCCCACGCCGCCUUCCACCUCCCCGCCGAGCCCGAAAAGACCCCCGUCAUCCUCGUCGCCGCCGGCUCCGGCGUCGCGCCCUUCAGGGGCUUCGUCCAGGAACGCGCGGCCAUGGUCGCCGCGGGGCGGACCCUCGCCCCGGCGCUCCUCUUCUUCGGGUGCCGGAGGCCCGGGGGGGACGACCUGUACCGGGAGGAGUUCGACCGGUGGGAGGGGAUGGGCGCCGUGAGCGUGCGGAGGGCCUACUCGCGCGCUCUGGGGGAGAGCGAGGGGUGUAAGUACGUCCAGGACCGGAUGUAUCGUGAUCGGGAGGACGUGGUGAGGUUGUGGGCGCACGGGGCCAGGGUCUAUGUGUGCGGUACGAGGAGUGUUGGGAAGGCGGUCGAGGAGGCUUGUGUGAAGGUCCUGGUGGAGGGUGGCGAGGUGGAGGAGGUGAAGGGGUUGGAUGCCGAGGGGGCGAGGAGGUGGUUUGAGGGGAUGAGGAAUGUGAGGUAUGCUGUUGAUGUGUUUGAUUAG
Colletotrichum karsti is the source of this 3276-nucleotide messenger RNA. Its product is annotated as bifunctional P-450/NADPH-P450 reductase. The record is from RefSeq and is a predicted model, not a curated record. The transcript is spliced from 6 exons. Gene Ontology annotation, cellular component: cytosol. Gene Ontology annotation, molecular function: flavin adenine dinucleotide binding; FMN binding; aromatase activity. The coding region runs from base 1 to 3276 and encodes 1091 amino acids. NCBI's taxonomy places the organism in Eukaryota, Fungi, Ascomycota, Sordariomycetes, Glomerellales, Glomerellaceae.